AUGGGGAUAUCAAACUUGCUACAAUUUUUGAAGCCCAUAAUAAAGAACUCACAUAUCAGCAAAUAUAAAAAUGAAGUCGUUGGUGUCGAUAUAAUGUGCUGGAUACACCGUGGGUUAAUUAGUUGUGCUUACGAUAUCGUGACCGAUCAAUAUAAUGAUAGUUAUUUAAAUUUCAUUGAGAAAAUGUUAAUACCAAUAUAUAAUCAUAACAUAAAGGUUGUGUUUGUUUUUGAUGGAGAAGAAUUACCUGAGAAAAAAAAAGAAAAUAUGAUAAGGAAGAAUAGAAGAGAAAAAGCAAAAAUGGAAUUACAAGAAAUAAUUAGCAAAGUAAAAAACCCAAGAACUAAUGAAAUGGUUUUAAAGAAAUGUAUACAAGCUAUAAGUGUUUCUAAAGAAAUAAUUGAUAGUGUAAAAGAGUUCUGUAGAAAAAAAAAUAUUGAUUAUAUAAUAUCUCCUUAUGAAGCUGAUGCUCAAUUAUCGUAUUUAUGUAGAAUGGGAUUUAUAUCAUGUGCUAUUAGUGAAGAUAGUGAUUUAUUAGUUUAUGGUUGCCCUAGGGUAUUAUAUAAAUUAAAAAAUACUGGUGAAUGUAAUGAAAUUAGCUUAAUGCCCAUUAAUGAUCUUAUUGAUUGGAAUAUAAUUAAUAAAAUAAAGAAUCCAUUAUCUAAUAGUUAUAAUGAAUUUUAUAUUACACCUAUUAAAAAAUUACAAAAUUCAGAUGAUUAUGAUUCAGAUAUAUCUUUAGAUGAAGAAACUUCCGUCGAAUGUAUUAUGAAUGAUCCAUAUGUUCAAAACGAUAAUGAAUUUAUAAAUAUAUCAAAAAAAACAAAAAGUAUAGUAAAUUGUAAUAAUAACAAUAAGAAAAAAAAAAAAAAAAAAAAUAAAAAAAAAAAUAUGCAAAAAUCAAAAUGUGAUAAUAUUAUUAAACAAUAUAUUCAAAGAUUUGAUUGGCCUGAAGAAUUAUUUAAAUUACAAUAUUUUAAUAUAGAUAUGUUUUUAACUAUGUGUGUUCUAAGUGGAUGUGAUUAUAGUAAUGAUUUCCAUAUAACUGGUAUGGGUAUAAAAACUGCGUAUAACUUAAUAUUCCAACAUAAAAAUAUUGAAAAUAUAUUUCAUUUUCUUAUAUCUAAUGAUAGAUGGAGAAAUAAAAUACCAGAAAAUUUAAAUACAUUUGAUAAAUUAAUGAAUACAUUUCAAAAAAUUAAAAAUGCAUUUCUAAAUCAUCAAGUUUAUGAUUUUAUAUUGCGUAAAAAUAUUCCAAUUAAUGAAUCUUUUAAAUCAUCUUUUGUAAAUAAAAAUAGCCAUUUCAUUAUUCAACAAAUAACAGACGCAUCUUUAUUAUAUGACCCAUUAUUAAAAAUUGAUAACUGUUUAAAUAUAUAUCCACAAAUAAAUGAUAUCCCAUUGAGUUCCCCACAAAUACGGGACGAUGAUUAUAAUAAAAAUGAUGACACACAUAAUGAAGGUGGUCAUAAUAUUAAGAUAAAUCAUGACACACAUAAUGAAGCUGGUCAUAAUAUUAAGAUAAAUCAUGACACACAUAAUGAAGCUGGUCAUAAUAUUAAGAUAAAUGAUGACACACAUAAUGAAGCUGGUGAUAAUAUUGAGAUAAAUCAUGACACACAUAAUAAAGGUGGUCAUAAUAUUAAGAUAAAUCAUGAUACACAUAAUAAAGGUGAUGAUAAUAUUAAGAUAAAUGAUGAUACACAUAAUAAAGGUGGUGAUAAUAUUAAGAUAAAUCAUGAUACACAUAAUAAAGGUGGUGAUAAUAUUAAGAUAAAUCAUGAUACACAUAAUAAAGGUGAUGAUAAUUUUAAUAUAAAUAGUGUUAAUUGUUCUUUUUAUAAUAACCAUCACAUGUACACACAAUCAUCUAAGUCAACAUCCUUUGAAAAUAUUUUUAAAGAUUUUACAUCUGAAUGUUUUGAAUAUCUAGAAAUUUCUCCCCCAUCAUUCAUAGAUCCUCAAAAUAAUAACAUUCCAAAUAAUUCUAAAAGUGAAUAUUUUCAUAAUAUAAUAACACAAGAACAAGUAAUUCAACAAACAGAUGUAUGUCGCCCACUCCUUCAUAAAGAUACUAACAUAUCAAACGAAAUAAAUGAUGAAUAUCAUCAUCUCAUUUCAGAUGUAACAUAUAAUGAAUAUAAAAACAAAACAAUAGAAAAUUGUAAUGAACGUAUUAAUAAAAGAAAAACAGAUGAUUAUAUACCAUCAUUCAAUUUAAAAAAAAAAAUGAAAACAGCCUCAGUCCAUACCUCUUCCAGUAAUUCACAAGAUAAUUUAACAAUACAACAUAUAGAAGCACUUGAUUGUAAUAAUCAAAAUGUUAAUGAUAACGAAGAAAAGAAAAAUAUAUAUGAAAACAGUUGUAGUUAUGAUAAAACCUUUAAUUCUGAACGUGUGAACAUUUUUUCGAUGUAUGAUAAUAAUUAUCAAAUGUGGGAAAAGAAGGAUGACCUUUUGAAAAAAAAUUACAAUUCUUUCCAUGCUAAUAAUAUAAUGGAAACAUAUAAUGAUCAUUACGUAAAUAAAACAUAUGACGAACAUGGUAAUAAUAAAGUUAAUAUAAAUAUAUGCGAUGAUAUCAGUACUACUAAUAAUGAUCAUAAUGAAGAAAUGCUUGAUGAAAAAAAAGAAUUUGCUGAAAUAAAAAGUGCUAAAAAUAUUUACGAAAAUAUGAGAAAAAACUUUUUUCUUUUUAAAACAUUAAAUGAAGAUAUUAACACACCUAUUAAGUGUUUAAAUGUUAAAGGGAAAAUGAAUGUGCAGGAUAAUUGUGAACAAGAUGAUAAAGUGGCAAAUCUAAAAAGUGAUAAAAUGACAGAAGAACAAAAUGAAAAAUGUGAUAAUAUAUUAAAUGAAAAAUGUAAUAAUAUAUUAAAUGAAAAAUGUAAUAAUAUAUUAAAUGAAAAAUGUGAUAAUGUGCUAAAUAAUACACCCAAUCUUAUAACGAAUUGUAUACAAAAUAAAAUGACCACCUUAUUACAAAUAACAGAAGAAAAUUUUUUUAAUGACCAGAACAAAAAUGAUACAAGUUUUAAUAAAGAUUUCCAUACAAAUAAAACAUACUUAAAUAAGAAACCUACUGAAAUUAAUUUUCCAAUAAAUGAAAAAAAAAAAAAUGAUCUGUUAAGAAACCCUUUAGAAGAAAGUAGAAAAUCUUCCCUUAUAUCUUAUAAAAAUAAAACUCCUUCAAAAAAUGUUAAUUCUAAAAGCCAAUUAAGGAUCACUAGUUUUUUUAAAAGGAUAGAUAAAAAAACAAAUGAAAAUCAUAACAUGCAUAGUACACAAAAAAUAUUUAAUGAACAUAAUAAUAAUAAUCCUAAUGAUAAUAUACAAAAUGACAAAUUUUAUAACAAUGUAUUUAUGAAUUCACCAAUAAACUAUUCUGUAGAAUAUUCUGAAGAAGAUUACAUAAACUCUUUUAAUGACAACUAUUCAGAUAUGAAAACCUUUCAAAAAUUAAAAAAAAAAACAAAAAGAAAUAUUAAAAAUACACCUCAAAGUUAUAGUAUUAAAGACCAUUUUGCCGUUUCGUUACAAAGUCAAGAUAAAAAUGACAAAUUAAGUUUUACCAAUUAUAAUUCCUUAGAAAAAGAUAUAUUUUUAAAUCAAAGUGAAAAAGAGUUACAAUCUAAGCAUAAUUCAAUUAAUAAAGAAAAAAAUCAAAAUAACCAUUUACAAAUAUCCUCCUUAACAAAUGAUGAUAAUAUUACAAUGAAUAAUCAUACAUCAAAUUUAAAUACACAACAAAAUGAGCAACAAAGUUCAAACAAUAAUACAAUUAUAAUCCACUCAAAUAAUCAUCAACCAAAUUUCUCUAACGAAAAUGUAAUAUCUAAUAAUGUAUUCACAGAACAAGAUACAUAUAAUAAACAUAUCACUGUACUCAAAUCUACAGAGAAAGUACAAAAUCAAAGUAUAGAAAAAAAUAAAGAAACUUCACAAAAAAUUAAUGUGGAAUAUAUACUUCAAAAUCUUAAUUAUAACUAUCAGCCAAAAAAUCAAAAAAUUAAUACUUUUGAUUAUUUCAAGGAGAAAGAAAAUGUUAACCAUUGUAAUCCUUACAUUGAUCAUAAUUUAUAA
Plasmodium reichenowi is the source of this 4083-nucleotide messenger RNA. Its product is annotated as exonuclease I, putative. Lineage: Eukaryota; Apicomplexa; Aconoidasida; Haemosporida; Plasmodiidae. Gene Ontology annotation, molecular function: 5'-flap endonuclease activity; metal ion binding. The record is from RefSeq and is a predicted model, not a curated record. Bases 1 to 4083 code for a protein of 1360 amino acids. The transcript has a single exon.